UAUGUCAACUCCUCAAACAAAAUCAAAAUUGGUUUAAACAUUUGGUAGAAAGAAGAAUGCUGUAGCUAGUGCAAGUGUAAGAGAAGGAAAGGGUACUUAAUACAUCUAAUCAAAGGUUUGGUUAGAGUAAAUGGUGCACCAAUUGAAUUAGUCAACCCAGCUCCCUUGAGAUAAAAGGCUCUUGAACCACUCUUACUUCUUGGUUAAGUCAGAACAGGUAGAUUAGACAUCAGAGUCACUGUCAGAGGUGGUGGAAGUACUGCAUAAAUAUAUGCUAUCAGAUAGGUAGAAUAGCAAUUAUAUAAAUUAUUUAGGCUAUUAGCAAAGGCAUCGUGGCUUACUAUUAAAAAUAUAUAGAUGAAACCUAAAAGAGAGAAAUCAAAGAUCUUUUAUUACAAUAUGAUAGAACACUCUUAGUUGCUGAUCCAAGAAGAUGCGAACCAAGAAAGUUUGGUGGUAAAGGUGCCAGAGCCAGAAGACAAAAGAGUUAUAGAUGAAAAUUUAAUCACAGUACAUUAAAAAUAAUAUAAAUAUUAAUGGAAUUUUAGAGCUGUUAAUGCUAAAGAGAUUUCAAUUAUGCAAGUCAUUCUCCAUUUGUCUUGCCAUAUUGUCGACAUUCAGUUUGUUAUUGAAAUGUUCAUAAUAAUUAAUCAGAUGGUGAUCAAUAACUAAAAUGCAAAAAGCAUGGGUAAUUAUUAAAAAUUAUAUUAGAAUUGAGUUUUAUAUCUAUAGUAAUUUAAUAUGUUAUCCUCAAAACUAAAGUAUUCUAAUUAUGCUUAGAAUUGUUAAUCAUAAUCAAAGAAUAAAAAUCUCUAAUUCUUUUGGUGGUCAUCACUCUAAAAAUUCUAAUAAAAAAUAGGGAAUAACUAAAUUAUAAUUAACAACUAUAGAAACACCCUCAGAACUUUUAAUUACUCAAAAAAAUUAAAUUUAAUUCAAACAUAAAUCGAUACAAGAUGCUUAACAUGUUUUUAUAAAUUCAUUUUUAUUUGGACCUCUUAAAUUUCAUAAUUAGUUGA
Paramecium pentaurelia is the source of this 1019-nucleotide messenger RNA. Lineage: Eukaryota; Ciliophora; Oligohymenophorea; Peniculida; Parameciidae. The record is from the annotation of a GenBank genome assembly.